Molecule: messenger RNA, 1000 nt
Organism: Oncorhynchus keta (chum salmon)
Lineage: Eukaryota; Metazoa; Chordata; Actinopteri; Salmoniformes; Salmonidae
Gene: gig2o
Product: grass carp reovirus (GCRV)-induced gene 2o
Exons: 2
Coding region: 155-793 (212 amino acids)
Cellular component (GO): cytoplasm
Molecular function (GO): NAD+ poly-ADP-ribosyltransferase activity
Source: RefSeq, a predicted model, not a curated record
AACUUGCUUGACCAUGCUGUAGGUCAUGUAACGCUUAUGCAGUUUGGAGUCCACGGGGGUGCAAAAUGAGUGCGCCCAUGAGAUGAGAAAGAAAACUAGGGAAUGGUCAACAUGUACUUCUUCACAAUCUAAAGGGUGAUGACAGAUACCGACUAUGGACCUAGAAGAGAUCACUUUUUCUGGCUGGACUGCAAUUGAGGAGAAGACGCUCCAUGCAGGCGAGAAGCCCGAAGACGAGAAAGUUUACACCAUGUACCAUGGCACGUUUCUCAAGUAUGUCCAGCGUAUUAUCACCAGUGGGUUCCAACGCUCCAGCGAUGGAAUGUUGGGAUCGGGGGUCUACGUGAGCCGUAAUAUCGACAAAGCAAAGUGUUACCCGCUGAAUGCUGACAAGAAAGAAGCCGUAGUGUUGAAGUUAAAGGUGCGGGUCGGCAAGGUGAAGAAGAUCGACAUUGAUAACCAUCCGCUUCAGAAGUCAUGGCACCAGAAUGGUUACGACAGUUGCUGGGUGCCACCAAACUGUGGCUUUACCGCUAUUAAAUCUGGCCGAGAAGAGGAUUGCGUCUGGGAUCCCGCCCGGAUUGUGGUGGUGGAUGUGGCCUGCUGUCUGGACGAUAAAACGCGCUGGGACCUCCGAAAGCAAAUACGCGGCAUGAAUAACCAUGGCGCAAAAGACGGGUGCAGCCAGUGCCACCAGAAUACCUCAAACACUGGGUCUCACCCUAUCCAAAGCUGUUGGACAUGCACCAAACAGAUUUGCCCCUUUCAGAAGAAGCAUAUGUGCAACAAGUAACAAGGCUACUUGCACAAACAACUAGUCCUACUUUGCGUGGCCUGUCUCGCUUUUGACCCAUCACCCAAUGUGACCUUGCAUACCAUUUAAAAUUAAGCUUGUUGUCGAUGUCAUGUUUUAAUGUAUUUUGUGUAAUCAUUGCAACCUAAUUGUAUUGGGAUCGAUUUUGUUAACGGACUUGCCUGGUUAAAUAAAGUUUCAAUUGUA